Molecule: messenger RNA, 2215 nt
Organism: Hibiscus syriacus
Lineage: Eukaryota; Viridiplantae; Streptophyta; Magnoliopsida; Malvales; Malvaceae
Product: pentatricopeptide repeat-containing protein At1g31920-like
Exons: 1
Coding region: 303-2120 (605 amino acids)
Biological process (GO): RNA modification
Molecular function (GO): protein binding; zinc ion binding; RNA binding
Source: RefSeq, a predicted model, not a curated record
UCCUCCCAUAAUCUGACAUUUGCUUUCCUGGCUGGGAUUCUCUUCUCAAUCCCAUGGAUCACAUUCAAUCUCAUUACACCAUCUCUUCUUCUCACACUGCUUCCAAACCUGCUGUUGCAAUUCACUUCUCCUCUGGUUUUAGUCCAACUGCAUACUAUAAUGUCAAUUUCUUUUGACACUUCUUUUGCCAAUCUACUUGCACACUCCAAAGGUCAUAAAUUUCACCCUUUUGUCGUAUCAUGGUCUUCAUGUUAUUCCCAAAUGGCAGUUUAGAUUGGUGAAUCAUGAUGUAGAUUAACAGUAUGGCUGGGACUUCAAUCCUUCAGCGAACCAACUUCUUUUCACCUUCUGUAGAUCCAUCACAAAGCUCAGACUUCAGUUUGAGGUUGAAGGAGCAACACUGCUUAUCUCUCCUCAAGAGCUGCAAGAGCAUGGAAGAAUUCAAGCAAGCUCAUGCCCAUACUGUCAAGUGGGGUUUCUUUUGGAACUCCUUUUCUGCAAGCAAUCUGGUGGUUGCAUGUGCUCUCUCAUAUUGGGGUAGCAUGGACUAUGCUUGUUCGAUUUUUCGACGAAUCGAUGAUCCGGGUACUUUCGAAUUCAAUACCAUGAUUAGAGCUUAUGUCAAAGAUAUGAACUUUGGGGAAGCUUUAGGUUAUUAUUGUGAGAUGCUUGACAGAGGAGUUGAGCCUGAUAAUUUCACUUAUCCUGCACUUUUCAAGGCUUGUGCCUGGUUGAAGGCAAAAGAGGAAGGGAUGCAAAUUCAUGGGCAUGCAUUUAAGCUUGGGUUUGAAAAUGAUGUGUAUGUGCAAAACAGCUUGAUCAAUAUGUAUGGCAAAUGUGGGCACAUAGAGGAUGCUAGUGCAGUUUUUGAGCAAACAGAUGAAAAGACUGUUGCUUCUUGGAGUGCUAUUAUUGCAGCAAAUGCUUGUUUGGGGAUGUGGAAUGAGUGUUUGAUGGUAUUUGGGAAGAUGAGUAGUGAGGGAUGUUGGAGGCCUGAAGAAAGCACACUGGUCACUGUGAUCUCUGCUUGUACUCACUUGAGUGCUCUGGAUUCGGGGAAAUGCGCCCAUGGUGCCUUACUGAGGAACAUUAGUGAACUCAAUGUUACAGUUCAAACUUCCUUGAUCGACAUGUACGUCAAGUGCGGGUGUUUAGAGAAUGGAUUAUCACUCUUUCAUAGGAUGGCCAAAAGGAACCAGAUGUCCUAUACUGUAAUGAUUUCAGGGCUUGCCAUGCAUGGGCAUGGUGAAGAAGCUCUAAGGAUAUAUUCAAUGAUGUUUGAAGAAGGUCUUGAACCGGACGAUGUCGUCUAUGUGGGCGUAUUAAGUGCUUGCAGUCACGCUGGCCUUGUUGAUGAGGGCUUCGAGUGCUUCGAUAGAAUGAAAUCUGGGCAUGGAAUAGAACCAACUGUUCAACAUUAUGGUUGCAUGGUAGACCUUAUGGGAAAAGCUGGGAUGAUCAAUGAAGCUCUUGAGUUCAUCAACAGCAUGUCUAUCGAGCCCAAUGAUGUGGUCUGGAGAAGCCUUCUCAGUGCUUGUAGAGUUCAUUGUAACCUGGAAAUUGGAGAGAUUGCAGCUAAGCAUCUAUUCCAGUUGAACUCGCAAAAUCCCGGUGACUAUGUGAUACUGUCGAAUAUGUAUGCACGAGCUGAAAAGUGGCCAGAGGUAGCUAAAGUUCGGAUGGAAAUGGCUAGAAAAGGUUUAAACCAGGUGCCGGGAUUCAGCUUGGUCGAGGUCGGGAGAAGAAUCCACAAGUUUGUCUCGCAAGAUACGUCGCUUCCUCGAUGCAAAAGCAUCUACGAGAUGAUUCACCAGAUGGAGUGGCAGCUGAAAUUUGAAGGUUAUACCCCAGACACAUCUCAGGUAUUGCUGGAUGUAGAUGAAGAAGAGAAGAGACAGAGAUUGAAAGGCCAUAGUCAGAAGCUAGCCAUUGCAUUUGCGCUCAUCCGAACGACUCAGUGCAUUCCUAUAAGAAUAGCUAGAAAUCUAAGGAUGUGCAACGACUGUCAUACGUAUACCAAACUAAUAUCGAUCAUUUACGAACGAGAAAUUAUCGUAAGAGAUCGUAAUCGGUUCCACCAUUUUAAAGACGGAACUUGUUCUUGUAGAGAUUACUGGUGAACCGAUGAAUUGCCAUUAUCAUGAUUUUGAUUCUUCCAUCUGCCAUGCUAUUUCCAUUAAACUCUAUACAUGGAUAAUUGUUCUAAUUUUAUCUU